Messenger RNA from Humulus lupulus (European hop), 3411 nucleotides. Its product is annotated as G-type lectin S-receptor-like serine/threonine-protein kinase SD3-1. The transcript has 3 exons. Gene Ontology annotation, biological process: recognition of pollen; protein phosphorylation. The record is from RefSeq and is a predicted model, not a curated record. The coding region runs from base 902 to 3202 and encodes 766 amino acids. Gene Ontology annotation, molecular function: protein serine/threonine kinase activity; ATP binding. Lineage: Eukaryota; Viridiplantae; Streptophyta; Magnoliopsida; Rosales; Cannabaceae.
CAAAAAAGAAAAAAAAGAAAAAAAAAUUAUGGUCACUGACCACUACUUCUCUUCUAUGAGCUUUGCUUUCACACACUGCCAUUCAUUCUCUGGGAAUCUCUUCAGGCUGAACCCUUCUCGGAAUCCCAUUCCGGCAACCUUGUUGUCUCUCCAAAUGGACCAGUAAUCUAACCAUAAAGGAACUUCAUUGUCAGUUAUGAAGUGAGUUUAAGUUACUUUGCUUUUACCGCUCUGUUUGUUUCUCGGGAAAAAAAGCCUCGAAAAAGUUGCGCAGGCAGAGAAAAAAGGAGAAAACGAAAUCUACCCAUCUGAGCUUUUCACAUGAAGCCUUAAAUUUUAGUACUGGUCUCUCUCUCUUCCCUCUUCAUAUUUUUGCGUGUAAAUUCUGGGUUUGGCAUCCAUUGGUGUUGGUGAAGAUAAUUCCAGAACUGGGUUCUUUAUCUUCUUAUUUUAUUUGGGUUUGAAAGUUUGUAUUUUUCUAAAUUCAUCAGUGUUUUUCCAUAUCAUUGUACAUGUUUUCCAACUUUUUGAUCCUGAAAGUGAUUGCAUUGCCAAACUGUGCCUCAAUUGGCUUGAGUUUUGGGUCCCAUUUUUUUAGAAAAAAUAUUUUUCUUUUUAAGUUUCAUUCAAUACCCACUUUCUCAUCAGUCAUCCUUGGAUAAAAGAGAAAAAAAAAAUCUAAAUCUCUCUCACUUUACAGCUCAUUCACGUCCACCAAGUUUUCUAUCGAUUUAGGUCGUAGCCUACCGUUUAUUCAUUCAAAAUUCUUGUUCUCACUCGUCAAUUUUUUGUAAUGGGCCCAGAUAAUAUUAAGCACGAGAUAGUUUUGAUAUGGUCUUGGUGGCAUGCUACGCGGGCUUCUUGAAUAUAUCCCUGGAGUUUGACUGUCCCUUUUUCAGAUAUGUUUGAACCAAAUGGGUAUCUUCUUAAAUGGUCUUUCCUACUGUGUCUCUCUGUUGGGUUUUGGCUGCAGCCUGUUGCUUCAAAGAUUCCUUUGGGUUCAACACUUUCUGUGUCUGACAAUAAGUUUUGGGUUUCCCCUAAUGGAGACUUUUCAUUUGGAUUUUUUAAUGGGUCGGAGCAUCCAAACUUGUUCAGGGUUGGGAUCCGUUUCAAUUCGAAGUCGAUUCCAGUUGAUCAACGAACUGUAGUUUGGGUUGUGGGAGCUGAUAUUAUGGUUGGUAAUAGUUCUUACUUCACUCUCACCAAGGAUGGAGAAAUGAAUUUAUUUGAUUCCUUGAAGGGGGUUAAUGUAUGGAACAGCAAAACAAGUCAGCUUCCAAUUGCAUCGGCUGCUCUUUAUGACAAUGGCAAUUUUGUUCUAUUGACUGACAAGGAAGAUAUAGCUUGGCAAAGUUUUAAUUUUCCUUCUGAUACACUUCUUCCAGGACAGAACUUUUCUGUUUUGCAUACACUUCGAGCUGCGAGUCAGAAUCAUAUGUCCAGUUACUACUCUCUUUUCAUGAAUGCUUCAGGUCAGUUGCAACUAAGGUGGGAUAGUCAUUUCGCCUAUUGGACAAGUAGAAGUCCUAUUGGUUUAAAUCUUACAGCUUUCCUCACAUCUGAUGGGACCCUACAGAUCCAAGACCAGAGGCGACGAACUAUUUGGUCGGUUUUUGGAGAAGAUCAUAAUGAUACAGUUCAUUAUCGAUACCUCAGGCUUGAUGUUGAUGGUAAUCUGCGACUGUAUUCGUGGCUAGAAGCUUCACAAACAUGGAAACCUGUCUGGCAAGCUGUUGAAGAUCAGUGCAAUGUUUUUGCCACUUGUGGUUACAAUGGCAUCUGUGUCUAUACAGAAACAGGAUUCCCAACUUGUAAAUGCCCGUUCAAGCUUUCAAAUGAGUCCAUCCCAAGGUGUACAAUUCCAAGUCGACAACAAUGUAGAUCUGGGUUGAACUUGUUCAAUUACAAGCACACUUUUUUGUACGGAAUGUACCAGAAUGAUGAUUUAGUUUCCGGAGUUAGUUUACACCAAUGCGAAAGCUUGUGCCUAAAGGAUCCGCUUUGUACAGCUGCAACCUUCAUGAAUGAUGGAACUGCUCGAUGCUUAAUAAAGAGAACUCCAUACAUUAGCGGCUAUGCUGAUCCAUCUCUGAGUUCAGUAUCAUUUGCCAAGUCGUGUUCAGAUCCAAUGGCUGUUAAUCCUAAUCUUGUGGCAACCUCCUCCCAAGAGACUCCACGAAAACGUUCUAAAGUUUGUAUCACUUGUCUAGUUGGAGCCAUCUCUGGAACAUCUGUUUUAUUUGUUGUGGUACAGUUGGCACUUGUUUUCUUUGUAUACAGAAGAAGAAGAGCAAUGAAGAAAGCUGUUUUAGGAUACAGAGGCCCCAACUCAAAUGGUUUGGUUGUGUUAUCCUUCUCAGAAAUUAAGGAUCUGACAAAGAACUUUGAGCACCGGAUUGGCCCUACAAUGUUCAAAGGCUUGCUUCCUAACAAGCAACCAGUUGCAGUCAAAGACAUAAAAGCAACCACUGAAGAAAGAAAAUACCGAGUUGCUGUUUCGAAGAUAGGAAGCAUUCAUCACAAGAACCUUGUGAAGCUGAAAGGCUACUGUUGCGAGUUAAACCACAGAUUUUUGAUCUACGAAUACGCUGAGAAUGGUUCUUUGAGUAAAUAUAUUGAAGAUUCUAAACUUUGUAAGAAGUUAACUUGGGGAAAGAGAAUUGAGAUAUGCAUGAGUGUGGCAAGGGCUCUUUCUUAUUUGCACACAGGCUGCAGGGAGUUUUUAAGCCAUGGAAAUUUAAAAUGCGAAAAUGUGGUCUUGGAUGAGAAGUUAGAAGCCAAGGUGAGUGAAUUUGGGCUUCACAGAGUAGCCAGUGAAACGUCAAGCUCUGGCUUUUCAGCAGAGAUGGAUGUGGAAGAUUUCGGCAAGAUGGUAUUAACAUUGAUAAGCGGGUGUAAAGAAAAUGAAGGCGUUUCUCACUGGGCUUACAAGGAGUGGAUGGAAGGGAAUGGUUUAAAUGUAGUAGACAAAAGGAUCAGUGGUGGGGUUGAUUUAGAAAUGCUGGACCGUGUGUUUAGAAUUGCAUUUUGGUGUGUGCAAAUAGAUGAACGCAUGCGACCUUCCAUGAGGGAAGUGGUGAAGGUGUUGGAAGGAAUACUAAGUGUUGAUCCCCCGCCCCCGCCUUUCACUUCUCAGAGGCUACGAGAAGAUGAAGAGUCGUCGGAUGCAGGUUCUGAACCAGAUUCCGGCAGAUUUUGAAGUAUUCUUUUCAAUUUUUGUUAGUAAUUUUUCAUUUUGGUCUCAUUUGCAAGCUGUGAAUAGUAGGAACUAAUUAUAGGAUGACAAUUUGGCUGAUGUUUGUUGCCAAAUAUUUUUCAUUCUAAUCCAUCAAAAUGUGUAGCUAUUGUUAAGAGCAAGAUCUUGUAAUUGGAGAUGCUCCUUAAUUUAACUCUUCAGUUUAGUUUGUU